CUCCCCUCCCCAAACUGUAUAUCCAGCUCAAACAUCCAUUCCGCACGGCCACCCACUCCUCCCAUCAUCAUCGUAAGUCUACUUUAGCCUACCCUACUACUUACACCUCUUGGUCUACCUUCACCUUCACCUCUACCUCUACCUUUUCUUUUACAUCAUACUCCACUCUCCCAGACUAGCCCGUCCCGCUAUCGUGCAGGUACCCACUCCAGCCUUGAGCGACAUAAUCUUCUCUACCCUUCCCUUCCGACUACUUCUUCCCUCCAUUCCCAACAACACCACGCUCAUCCUCCCUCUCACUGACAAUCCAAUCUCUACCCGUAGACAUUGAUACCAGGCCUACUCUCUCGCCAUGCGUUACUCCUCCGUCUUCGUCGCCGUUUCGGCCCUUGCUUCCUUCGCCGUUGCCCAGAACGAGACCAGCCAACUCCCUCCCACGAUCCAGCCAUGCUGCACCGUCGACCCGCAAUUGAUCUCCUCCACCAACAAGACGAACUGGUGCUUGGCCGAGAGGAACACCUGCCGUGAAGCUUGCGAUAACCAGGUUGCGGCUGGUGGAAACACCUGCGACAAUAACAGCCUCGAGUUUGAGUGCAAGUGCCGCAAUGGUACCGACCUCGACAUGAAGCAGUAUGAGCAAUCUGUCCCAGGCCAGAUGUGCCGCUUCUGGUACGAUCAGUGCGUUGCUGCGACCAACGAGGAUCUCGACCAGCAGAAGGCUUGCGAGGCUGCUCGCGACGCCAACUGUGGAACUCAGUUGACCAACGGCGACACCACCUCCUCGUCAGCCAGCUCUUCCGAGCCCACAUCAUCUCCUACCAGCACCGGUGGAAGCAGCGAGUCGGCUACCUCCGCAGGUGCCGUUCCCGCAACCUCCAGCCCUGGUCUCGCGCCUGCCCUUGCCUACGCUCGCGAGUACAGCACUCCCUUGAUGGCUGGUGGUCUUGUCGCACUGUUCGGCUUCGCUUUGUAAACAGCCCAUGCCGUGGCGCAAGCGUGCACGUAAGAUCAAAGACAGGCGGAAAGACGGUUGGGCGGGCACCACGAACACACCACUACACUACACUACCACUACUCCACGACUACCUUACUACCAUUGCAUUGGGACGUUUUAUGCGGAUGAUACGAAUUAAUAUGGGAUUGCACUUGCACAGGGCAACAUGGGCCAGGAUGGAACAGCCUUCUCCAGCGUUGUCCGCGCUCAUUGAGCAUUGGAGUUCGAGUGCGUUCAUUUUUGGGUUCAAUUGCAUGUUCACUAUAUUAUGUUCAGUGAGUGGGUGGAAGCCGGCCGAGCAUGGUGGAUGUUAAUGAAGCGUUACGAUGGAUAUGUCUUAAAAAGCUAUCCAAAAUCAAAUAUAUGAUUCUCCCCCCAAACC
Aaosphaeria arxii CBS 175.79 is the source of this 1376-nucleotide messenger RNA. RefSeq lists its product as uncharacterized. The coding region runs from base 353 to 973 and encodes 206 amino acids. The transcript has 2 exons. Lineage: Eukaryota; Fungi; Ascomycota; Dothideomycetes; Pleosporales. The record is from RefSeq and is a predicted model, not a curated record.